Otolemur garnettii (small-eared galago) is the source of this 2075-nucleotide messenger RNA. RefSeq names its product cytochrome P450 4F6-like (gene CYP4F3). Gene Ontology annotation, molecular function: iron ion binding; heme binding; monooxygenase activity. Bases 1 to 1575 code for a protein of 524 amino acids. The transcript has 12 exons. Lineage: Eukaryota; Metazoa; Chordata; Mammalia; Primates; Galagidae. The record is from RefSeq and is a predicted model, not a curated record.
AUGCUGCAGCUGAGCCUGUCCUGGCUAGGCCUGGGGCCGGUGGCAGCCUCCCCAUGGCUGCUGCUGUUGCUGGUUGGGGCCUCCUGGCUUGUGGCCUAUGUCUUGGCCUGGUUCUACUCCUUCUGUGACAACUGUCGCCGCCUCCGCUGUUUCCCGCAGCCUCCAAAACGGAACUGGUUUUGGGGUCACCUGGGCCUGGUCCAGAGCAAUGAAGAGGGCAUGCGGCUCGUGGAGAAUCUUGGCCACUACUUCCGUGAUGUCCACCUCUGGUGGAUGGGCCCCUUCUGCCCCAUCCUGCGACUUGUCCAUCCUAAGUUUGUUGCCCCCCUCCUCCAGGCCCCAGCUACCGUCACACCCAAGGAUAUGACCUUCUAUGGCUUCCUAAAACCCUGGCUGGGGGAUGGACUCCUGCUGAGUGCUGGUAACAAGUGGAGCCACCAUCGCCGUCUGCUGACACCUGCCUUCCACUUUGAAAUCCUAAAACUCUAUAUGAAGAUUUUCAAUAAGAGUGCAGACAUCAUGCAUGGCAAGUGGCAGCGCCUGGUCUCGGGAGGCAGCGCCUGUCUGGACAUGUUUGAGCACAUCAGCCUCAUGACCUUGGACAUUCUUCAGAAAUGUGUCUUCAGCUUCGAUAGCGAUUGCCAGGAGAAUCCUAGUGAAUAUAUUGCUGCCAUCUUGGAGCUUAGUGCCCUCAUAGUGAAACGAUACCGGCAGAUCUUCCUGCACUUGGACUUUCUGUACUACCUCACUCCGGAUGGACGGCGCUUCCGUAAGGCCUGCAACAUGGUGCAUGAGUUCACAGACACCAUCAUCCAGGAACGACGUCGCACCCUCCAGCACCAGAGUGUUGAUGACAUCCUCAAAGCCAAGACCAAAUCCAAAACCUUAGACUUCAUUGACGUACUUCUGCUGAGCAAGGAUGAAAAUGGGAAGGAGUUGUCAGAUGAGAGCAUACGAGCAGAGGCUGAUACCUUCAUGUUUGCAGGCCAUGACACCACAGCCAGUGGUCUCUCCUGGAUCCUGUACAACCUUGCGAGACACCCAGAAUACCAGGACCGCUGCCGGCAGGAGGUGAGAGAGCUUCUGAAAGACCGUGAGCUUAAAGAGAUUGAAUGGGAGGAUCUGGCACAGUUGCCCUUCCUGACCAUGUGUAUCAAAGAGAGUCUGCGGCUGCAUCCUCCUGUCACUGUCAUGUCUCGCUGCUGUACCCAGGAUGUUGUGCUCCCAGAUGGUCGAGUCAUCCCCAAAGGAAACAUCUGUAUGGUCAGCAUCUUUGGGAUUCAUCAUAAUCCGUCAGUCUGGUUGGAUCCCAAGGUCUAUGACCCUUUCCGCUUUGAUCCAGAAAAUCCCCAGAAGAGGUCACCAUUGGCAUUUAUUCCUUUCUCGGCGGGGCCCAGGAACUGCAUCGGACAGACCUUCGCCAUGACCGAGAUGAAGGUGGUCCUGGCGCUCACGCUGCUGCGCUUCCGUGUCCUGCCUGACAACACCGAGGCGCGCAGGAAGCCGGAGCUGAUCCUGCGGGCUGAGGGAGGCCUUUGGCUGCGGGUGGAGCCGCUGAGCUCAGACCCUCAGUGACUUACUCCCUCUUGGACUUUGACCCAAUCCACCGCUACCCCCUGUCUUUUUCAUAUUCUCAGGAAUAAAACUGCUGUCCUCUGCCUGAGCCGCUCUUAGAGCCCGAGAACCAGUAGGGGGCGCUCAGGGACUGCAGGAGUUUGCGGGGUGAGGGGCUGAUUGGAGGCGGGGUGGUGUUCCCGUUCCUUGAGAGCUUGACUACUUCUCUGGUUGACCGCAGAGCCCCCAGGCUGAUGGCAGUUGGCCCAGGUAUGGACUUUUCUUCUGUGGGCAAGAAGGAACCAUGGGAGUUGUCUGAGCAGUAGAGGGACCAGGAUUAAGGAGGGAUUUAGGAGGCAGGUUUGAGGGUAUGAGUCAGGGAGGCAAACCCAUAAAGGCAGUCCACUUCUGCUACAGUGAACUAACUCAUUUCUGAUAUGAAACACCCAGUCUUUUUUCUCCUGAAGUUUCUUCACUGUGUUUCUAUGGUUACUAAAAUACUCAGUUCAUUAAACAUAAUA